Messenger RNA from Thlaspi arvense, 968 nucleotides. The record is from the annotation of a GenBank genome assembly. NCBI's taxonomy places the organism in Eukaryota, Viridiplantae, Streptophyta, Magnoliopsida, Brassicales, Brassicaceae.
AUGUUAUUGCUUUGUGCAGCUUCUGUGGUUAGUGAUUCAAGUCCGAUGAAACUAAGGGAGAAGCUCUAUCUCUUUGCUGUUGGGUACUAUCGAAGCGGUGACUAUUCAAGAAGCCGGGAUUGUAUAGAACGGUUGAACCGGAGUGGAGACAGGCUCACACGAAGCGUUUAUUUCUCCAACUCUCCUGCCAAGCUCUGAUUUAUGAAGAGUGGAUAUAAAUGAACGAAACUGAUACACAGUAACACUCAUCACACUGUCUUCCCUCAAACGAUGCCAACAUACAAAAUAGAGCGUUGUCUUUGAGAAACUCCUAACCUGAUUAGCAACAUCUCUCUUUCUGCGAUGGUUCACAAGCUCUCUUGAGAAGUUUUGAAGGAAUAAGAAGAAAAGUUAGAAACUUGGAUCUCCUUUGGGAUCGUAGUUGAGAUGAGUAGUGAAGUGUGAAACUCUGAAUUGCUCUAAAAAGCAAGUUGUUGUGAGAGUGUGAAGAUCUAAGAGCUUAAGCGAAGAAAUGAGGACUGAUGCAAAGACGGAAAGUUUUGAUACCAGCUUUAGGAGAGUACUUAAAUGGUUGAAGAUUCAAAUCAAACGUAACAACUGAGCCAAAUCAAGAUCAAAAUGGAAUAUGUCACCUACAAAAAUCGGAUUCACCAAGUUGAUGUUGAGAUGUUUAACUCUCUUAGCUUUUCAAGUUUGCUUUUUCUAUCUCUUCUUUGAAGAAUGACUACUUCUACUGAUACCAGCUGUUGAUAGUAUUUAGUAGAAAGAGUAUAUGAGUAUAUACGAGAAAAUUUAACAUAGUGAAUGUAAGUCAUUACAUAGCGGGUAAGUGUAAUAAAUUAUUAUUAACUCCCAUUUAAUAUCUAAUUGUUUUUGUCUCUUUUAUGUUUGAAAAACAUAUUGUUUUUGUCUCUUUUAUGUUUGAAAAACAUAUAAUAGUUUUUUCAUCAAUUCUUUCAGUUCUUGCA